AUGAUUUCUGCUCUCAAAGCUGAAGAAGCGAGCCAGAUGCAGCUCGUUGAGCGCGAGGAAAUGGAUGAAGACGACGAUCUGUUCGAAGCGAUUGACAAAUUGAUUGCUCAAGGUAUUAACGCUGGAGAUGUGAAGAAGCUACAAGAUGCUGGAAUCCAUACCUGCAAUGGCCUGAUGAUGCAUACGAAGAAGAACCUCACUGGAAUCAAAGGUUUAUCUGAGGCCAAAGUUGACAAAAUCUGUGAAGCAGCUGAGAAGAUAGUGAAUUAUGGAUAUAUGACUGGAAGCGAUGCUCUUCUCAAGAGGAAACAGGUUGUGAAAAUCACUACGGGUUGCCAAGCUCUUGAUGAUCUCUUGGGAGGUGGAAUUGAAACCUCGGCCAUCACUGAGGCUUUUGGGGAAUUCAGGUCUGGGAAAACUCAGUUGGCACAUACCCUUUGUGUCACUACGCAGCUGCCUACAAACAUGAAAGGAGGGAAUGGGAAAGUGGCUUACAUUGACACUGAAGGAACCUUCCGCCCUGAUCGUAUUGUCCCAAUUGCUGAAAGAUUUGGAAUGGAUCCAGGAGCCGUGCUUGACAAUAUCAUCUAUGCUCGUGCUUACACCUAUGAGCACCAGUACAACUUGCUUCUUGGCCUUGCUGCAAAAAUGUCCGAGGAACCAUUUAGAAUUCUGAUUGUUGACUCUAUCAUUGCUUUAUUCCGAGUUGAUUUCACUGGUAGAGGAGAACUCGCAGACCGUCAGCAAAAGCUAGCUCAGAUGCUCUCAAGGCUUAUCAAAAUCGCAGAGGAAUUCAAUGUCGCUGUCUACAUGACCAACCAAGUGAUAGCUGAUCCAGGCGGUGGAAUGUUCAUAUCAGACCCAAAGAAGCCAGCAGGUGGUCAUGUGCUUGCUCACGCAGCUACCAUCAGGCUCCUGUUCAGGAAAGGCAAAGGAGAACAACGUGUCUGCAAAGUCUACGAUGCUCCAAAUCUCCCUGAAGCCGAAGCAAUAUCCUUUACACAUUGA
This is a messenger RNA of Microthlaspi erraticum, 1008 nucleotides long. NCBI's taxonomy places the organism in Eukaryota, Viridiplantae, Streptophyta, Magnoliopsida, Brassicales, Brassicaceae. The record is from the annotation of a GenBank genome assembly.